AUGUUCGAUCCGAAAACGAAGAUUAUGAUUGGCAUUGCUAGCAGCUUACUAAUUGCUGCAAUCGUGUUGAUAGUCGUGGUACUGUCUCUUUACUUCAAGGUGUCCAAGGCAUUAACAGCCACAAAGGAAGCAGAUGUUGUGGCUUCAGACUGUACUCAUCCAUGCAAGACCACCCAGAGCAAAGCUGUCCCAGCCAAAGUCAUCCCUGCUGAGGCUCGCCGCGCCCUCCAGCCCUGUGAAGAAUGCUCUGUGUAUAUAGACGCUGGCACCCUGCCACCUUGCUUUUGUGGCACAAAUGAGGGACUCUGA
Messenger RNA from Jaculus jaculus (lesser Egyptian jerboa), 309 nucleotides. Its product is annotated as protein FAM24A. The record is from RefSeq and is a predicted model, not a curated record. Bases 1 to 309 code for a protein of 102 amino acids. NCBI's taxonomy places the organism in Eukaryota, Metazoa, Chordata, Mammalia, Rodentia, Dipodidae. The transcript has 2 exons.